GGCAGACAGCGGGCAGCAGCUGGCCGCAGCGGCAGCCGUACCAGAGCAGCCGUCCCCGCUAUGGGCUCCCCGCAGCGCCCUCCGCUCGCCCAUGUCUUCAGGGGCACCUUUGUGCACUCCCGCCCCGACGUGCCCAUGGAGAUUCUCCACGGCCGCCUGUUGGGGGUUGACGACGACGGCACGAUUGUGUUUCUGGAGGAAGCUGAUCAGCAGCAGCAACUGGCCAAGAAGUGGGGAUUCAAAACGUCUGACAUAAGAGAACUGACUCAUCAUGAAUUCUUCAUGCCGGGAUUGGUUGAUACCCACAUUCAUGCCCCUCAGUACUUGUUUGCUGGUACAAGAGUAGAUCUACCUCUUUUGCAGUGGUUAACUACUUACACAUUCCCAACAGAGGCGAGAUACAAAGACAGUGAUUUUGCAGAAGAAGUGUACACCAGAGUUGUUAGACGAACUCUGAAGAAUGGCACCACUACAGCUUGCUACUUCGCAACAAUUUACACAGAUACGUCUCUUCUUCUGGCUGACAUCAUAGAUAAAUUUGGGCAAAGAGCAUUUGUUGGCAAGGUCUGUAUGGAUAUGAAUGACGCUGUACCACAUUACAAAGAGACUACAGCUGAUUCUGUCCAAGAGAUGGAAAGGUUCGUUAAAGAACUACUGGAAAGGCAAUAUCCAAGGGUACUGCCCAUAGUAACCCCCCGCUUUGGCCCUUCCUGCACAGAAGAUCUGCUGCGUGCACUAGGUGAUUUAGCACAAACUCAUGAUCUCCAUGUGCAGAGUCACAUAAGUGAGACUGAAGAAGAACUCAAAGUUGUGGAGAACAUGUUUCCUGCCUAUCAGAAUUACACUGAUUUGUACGAUAAAAACAAGCUGCUUACUAGCAAGACAGUGAUGGCUCAUGCCUGUCAUCUUUCUGAAGAAGAGCUGGAGCUUUUUAAUCUUCGUGGAGCUGCAGUUGCACAUUGCCCCAGUUCUAACUUUUCGUUGCACAGUGGCAUCUUAAACGUAAAGAAGGUUUUGAAGCACAAUGUGAAGGUUGGCCUUGGCACAGAUGUUGCUGGUGGAUAUUCAGCUUCUAUGCUUGAUGCUAUCAGGAAAACAGUGGUAGCAUCUAACGCCCUUAAAAUUAAUAAAGUGAGUGAAGCAGGACUAACUCUUAAAGAAGCUUUUCGACUAGCAACUCUAGGAGGAAGCCAAGCUCUAGGACUGGAUGAUGUGAUUGGGAACUUCGAGGUUGGCAAAGAAUUUGAUGCACUGCUGAUCAACACUAAGGCCUCAGACAGCCCUUUCGACUUGUUCUCUGCUGAUACUUUUGAGGACUGUCUCCAGAAGUUCCUCUAUCUAGGUGAUGACCGGAAUAUUUCUGAAGUGUACGUGGCUGGAAAGCAAGUGGUUCCUUUUUCAAGUUCCGUAUAAAUCCAUUUCCCUUUUGCAAAAUCUUCUGCUGAUUACUCUCUAUCUGAUUGGGAAAAUAUUUGUUUAAAACAGUGCCUGAUCAUUUGGAAUGACACCUCAAUUCUGUUAUAAAUCUUGCAAAUUUGAGAAAUUCUGUUAGACCUUUCAGGAAUUAUGUGACCAACACUAUCACAGUUCUAAGAGGAAAUAAACUUCUAAAUUUGUCUGUAAAAAAUAACGUGCAUUGACAAGGAAUUUGGUAAGUUUCUUACUUAAAUAAACAAUUGGUGUUCCUUUCAGUAAUACCAUAGAAAGUAUUAAGAAGAGCAAGGAAGCUCUCUCUGCCUGUAUGGUAUUUUAGUUGAAAAAAUGUCCAGUGUGAGUAAUUCGCUUUUGCAAAUAAUGAAUGUCACAGAAGAAUGUAAUUUCCUUUACAUUAUCACCAAGUAUGGAAAAAUUAGUGUCAUUUGUUGGCAGUUAAUGUUGUUUUUCAUUUUUGUUUAUCUAUGUGGUUAAUUUUAAAAUUGUGAUUUAUUUUAAAACAUAGUAAGUAUCUGUCUAUACAUAAUUAAGAGUUCUGAUUCUCAUGAAACUCAGAUUUGUCAUUAGUAGUCAGAUAGAAGAGAACUGGUGGAAGAAGCAAGUAAAAAAUACACAACUGGUCCAAGGACUGUGAGUGCAGAAAGACUGCGCAGUUCUGCGAUGCUGUAAGCUGAAGCAGCAUUUCCUAAAUGUUGCUCUGGCAACUGGAAGCAGUCCAUCCAAUCUUCUACCAUUUCUCUAUCCAUUUGACUGAAUCUGCUCCCGCUAAGCAACCACUGAAUGAAACUUGUAAUAACCCAAAAGCAGAUACGGAGUUGCCUGAGUGGGCUUCUCUGUGGCAGAAAAUGAAUGGAUUCUUCUGGACUUGUGGGAGUGCUUCCUCUGGCUCAGCCUCUUGUAGAACCUUACCAAAUUCAUUUCCUCCUGACUACUUAGACUAUGGGUGAUAAUAGUUUCCCCUCUCCUUUCUGUAGCAGAAGUGGGUAGGUUUAAAACAAAACCUGCCAGAAGCAAGCUGUCCCUGGCUCUUAUCACCUUUCACUUGAGGUGUGAUUCCUUACUGAAAGAAGCAAUUCAACUUUAAUCAUAGAAUCAAAGAAUGGCCUGGGUUGAAAAUGACCACAAAGAUCAUCUAGUUUCAGCCCCCCUGCUGUGUGCAGGGUCGCCAACCACUAGACCAAGCUGCCCAGAGCCACAUCCAGCCUGGCCUUGAAUGCCUCCAGGGAUGGGGCAUCCACAACCUCCUUCAGCAACCUGUUCCAGUGUGUCACCACCCUCGGUGUGAAAAACUUUGUCCUAAUAUCCAACCUAAACCUCCCCUGUCUCAGUUUAAGACCAUUCCCCCUUGUCCUAUCACUAUCUACCCUCGUAAAGAGCAGUUCCCCUUCCUGUUUAUACAUUCCCUUCAAGUACUGGAAGGCCACAAUGAGGUCUCCCCAGAGCCUUCCCUUCUCCAAACUAAACAAUCCCAGUUCCCUAAACCUUUCCUCACAGGAGAGCUGCUCCAGCCCUCUGACCAUCUUAGUGGCCCUCCUCUGGACGUGGUCCAAGAGCUGCACGUCCUUUCUGUACUGGGGGCCUCAGGCCUGGAUGCAGUAAAAUAUGCUCUUUCAACACUGGAACAGUAAUGACAGCCCUGUACAAUGCUAGUUAAAAAAUGUGCCCUUUUAAUGUUGGUAGUUUGUGUUCUUAAAAAGUCUAUUUUCCUACUUGUUAUUACAGCCUUUUUUUAUUGCAAGAUUAGUUUGAGAAUGGGGAUACUUCUUGUUUCUGUAUUAUGGUUGUUUUUUUGUUGUUGUUUUUCUUUUUCUUUUUGUUGUUGUUGUUUUGUUUGUUUGUUUUGCAGUGCAAAGGAUAUAAGCUUUAAUUUUAGUGUUAGUGGAGACAAUAUUGCACUACCUGCUAUACAUACUUGUUGAGUAUGGUUUUAAGGCCUGCUUCAAAUACCUUUGAUUUUGCUGAGCUUUAUUUCAUACCUUUAUCUUGCUGCCUGAUGAUAUAAAGGCACAGCACUUCCCUGUGUUCCUAAAACAAGAGUGGAAACUGCAUGAACAUCUAAAUUUCUGUCUCUAUAAGGGAACAUUUGGCCUGAUAUCACUAACAACUUGCUCUGACUUAAAGCUUUGUUGGAGGUGAUGCACUGUUCAGGUUAUGACUACAUGAGACAGUACAGUGGAACUAUAACUUAGAUUAGGCACUUAAAGUACCUGGAAUCUUUUUCAGUGUUUUUUGCUUUUUAUUCUUUGUUUGUUUGUUUUUGUUUCUGUUUUGCUAUCACAGAGUAGCCCUACUGCACAGCAUGGUAUUUUGGCUUGCAUAUGCCACCCUGAAGCAGCUUCACUGCUUGCUUAUUUAGAGCUAGCUCAGGUAACUUCACACAGCACCGCUCUGUGCCAUAUGAUUGCCGAGUUACACUCUUAGUCAUCAUUAUGUUCAAUCAUUGCUAAGGUUUUAGGAUUAGAGAUUUAAGGACUAAGAUUUCAUAUUCCAUCAGGGUGUCAUAAAAAUUUUGUUUUUCACGUGUCCCUGUAACCUACAUAGUAGCACACUUUCUUUGCAAAUACAGCCUGCAGCUCUUUAGCUCAGUUUCCUGAUUCAGGGAGUGUUUUUCCUCAUGAAUUUUGAAAUGAAUUUAAUUAAUUGACCAAAUUUAACAUUCCAAAACCAAAGAUCUGUGAGAGACAUGUUUUAAUCCUCCAGUUACUGUCUGAAACUAUUCUUAAGGAGUUGCAUGGUUUGCAGCUUUGGCUUUCCUGCAGGAAUGUAUUCUGGGACAGAGAAAGAUGACGCAGCCUUGUGUACUAUGUAUGUUCACGCUGUAGUACUUUGCUUCCAGAGCUAUGAAUUAUAUCAACACGUUUAUUUUAGUGAUAGUCUAAGCUGUGCCUGACUUUAUUGCUAUUUUGUGGUAGUGUUAAGAAUGUGAUUCAGUGUUUGUUUCAAAGAUCUGGAGAGAGGGAGGGGAUGAUUAUUUGCAAACUAGGAGUACAGAAAAAAAGCUCUAACAAUCUCACCACUGACUGCUGGUGGCCCAAUUACAAAGGGAUUCUCUAGAAUAUCUGCUGGGGAUGACUUCUGCAUUUGAAUAUUGGCAUGUCAUGAGAGUUUGGCUCUUGCUAAAUUCCACCACAAGGCAGAAAUUCAGCUUCUUGAUUAUCGCUUUUCUGAUGCCUGGUAGCCAGACACUACCCAGACUUAGAGAGUCAGUGUUCCAGAAUCACAGCUGGGGGAGGAGCUCUGCCCACAAGUAGUAGAGCCAUGGGCUUCCUGCAGCACUAUACAUUGCUGGUGACAAGCUUGAAUUUGGUUAGAGGGAGCCUGUGGAAGAACUGAUACAGCCAUCUAACAAGCGAAGUGGGAGGUGGUUUCAAAAUUAGCAUCUAAAUAGAACUGAAUGUAAAAAUACUGUAUUGCCAGAAAAAAGUUCCUUUGAGGUAGACCCAGACCUUUCCAUGGAAGGUAGCUUCCAGAUGGAAGUUAGACUGGUUUUAGGAGAUAGAGAGGAUGUAGUAGUCAGACUUCUCUGAAGCAAUUCUGGGGAAGGAUCCUGCUGUGAAGUGUUUAUUAGCCCUCGGGAUUCUUUGGCUAUGUGCAGAUUGCUGAGAUGCUUGGUGCAGUAGUAGAAUAUCAGUAGGUGAAAGCAGUUACUGCUGAGACUUGUAGCUCUGCACCAAUGCCUUCAUAUAGUCUGAUUCCUUGUGCUUCACUGCAUACGUGGUUUGAAGCAAGCCAGGUCAUUGGUUCGGACUCUUAGGGGCUCUGUUAGAGGCUGUAUUUGGUGCGUGACUGCACCUCCAGCGUAGUUUCCUCCAAGAGAAACUUCCUUGUUGUAUACCGAAACCACACUGCAAGCAGAAGCGAUGUUCAGUUAGUGAUGUGUAAACACCACUACUGUCUCAAAAAAAACAAAAAACAAAAAAACAAAAAACAAACAAACAAACAAACAAAAAAAACAAAGCUAAUGGAAGAUAUGACUUACACCAUUCCCCCUCCAUUCUCAGUGGCAUAGAAGACAAAUCAAAGCAACUUCUUUUCUCCUCCUUCUUUCAAAAAAUAGAAAAUAAAAAAAAAUAAAAAUAAAAAAAUAAUAAAAUAAAAACUUAAUAAAAAUAAGGCAACCACACACUAUGGGGGCAUGACUAAGUAGAAGAAAACAUCAGGAUAAUUUUCAGUCAGCAUAAAUUGACAUUGUGCUCCUGACAUAGGAUAGAGCCUCUGGAAAACUGUACAUGCAACUGUUUCCAGAUGUCCGUCCCCAUUAGUUCUCUUGACAGAUUGUGGGUGGGAUCUUUAUUUUUGAUGUGUCUUUGUGUUCAAUGUCAGCACACCAUUCACACAGAGAAAAAUAAGGGUAAUUUGUGGAAAGCUUGCUUGUUGGGACAAUAUGCUUAACGUGGUCUAUGUUGGGAUGAGCGCUUAUUUAUUAUAAAUGGAGUGUAUUUGAAUUACUUCUAUAUGUUGAUCUCAUUGUGUCGCUUUAGGUUUUGAUUAUUAGUGAAACGUGAGUAAGUAUCGCUUAUGCAUUUUGCAGCGUUAUUUGAAUUAUUCAUGUGUGGCAAGUGGAGUUCUGCACUUUAAAAUUUUGGCCUGAUCUAGUGUUUGUGUUUAUGCUGUGUUUUUAUGUAAUCAGAAAGCUUUAUGGGGGAAGAAGGUGUAUUUGUUCUUUGUACUGAGCAUUUUCAUUAUUGUAAGUGGAACUUAUUUCAAAAAGAAAUGUUAAAAUUACCCUGUUUAUAAGUCUGUACCUGAUUAUACACUCAUGAGUGAAUCAGCUAUAAUGGUUUUAUAAAAUCUGACAUGAAUAGCAGUGUUAUACUUUAAAAUAUUUACAGAAAAAUAAUUUUUUAUUCUAAUUACGAUUAUGCAAUGCAGAUUAGCAAAACUUAAUCAGUCUUGCUAUAUAUCUACAAGUCUACUGAGCAAAGCCUAUAACUCUUCCUGAUCAUACAUUUAAAAAAAUUAUGCAUGCUUUGAAAAACAAAAUGCCUAAAUUCUUUCAGAGACCUCAGUUUUAAUAUGAAAUUGUAUUUGCAAUAGUACUCAGAGAAAUCUUAAAAAAAAAUUUUCAAUCUUUCCAUAAACAAUCUGUAACAGAUAAUAAGUUGGAUAAUACUGGAUUGGUAUAAAUAAGUACUCUUGUGUUAUGUGCAGUCCUGUGUUUAGCACUGAGCAACUCAUCUCUCAGGAAGUGGAAAGGAAUUCAGGAAAACUCAAGGGACGUGGGAAAUUUGAGAAAGGACUGGGAAAAACAUAUAAUUUGAAAAGGCACCAGAAUGCAAAAUAAUGCAAAAUAGAAAGAAGCCAGAUCAGAGAAACUCAUACAGACACAGUGACAUGUUAAUGAAGUUUUAGGUGGGAAAUGCUAUGGAAAGAAGGACAUUUUUCAGGCACAGUUCUGUGAAAUCGCAGACUUGAUUUCUUCAGAAAGUCAUCAAGGUCCAGGAACAGGACAGAUUUCCAAAGGGAACCAGUUAUUUAUAUGCUAAAAUAUUAAGAGCCCAAAUUACCAUGGCUAAUUGUAAUGCUUUUCCUCUCACUCAAACUCUACUUCUAGAUUUAAACUAUAGCUACUUGCAACAACUCCAGAAGAAACUUAAUACAGUGUUAUGCUUUAUCUUCAUGUUUCUAUGAAACAUGAAGAUAUGUGGUAGUCAGCAGGUCAGAUACAAAAGUAGUCUGACCUUAGGGGAGCACCUGUACUGCCUCAUGCAACAUCCCCUGUCACACGCCUCAUGGUGCAGUGAUGGCAGAGUUCAACAACACAGGAAUACAAGCCUCUGGUAUGACUGGAGUCCCUGCAAGUAAGCUGAUUCAAUUAUCAGACUGUUUUGAAGUUCAGAACACACACAGAGUGCAGCGCAUUUUAAAUUGCACCAUCAGCUUGAAGCGUUAGUUCACUACCUAACAGUCAUCUCACAUGAGCUAGGAACUUUGCCCUAAAGUUUAUUUUUGAGCCCUGUUAAUAUGUGUAAAACAACUCCUGCUUAUUUCAACAGAGAAGCCAGCAAAUGACAUCUGCUUGGCUCUGUUUACAAAAUAAACAACAGCAACAAAAACAGUUCUUGGGAGACCGAAAGGGUAUCAGCAGCAGUCUGCUGUGUAAGGUUAAUAAAACAGUAACUUUUCCUUGAAAGGCUGAGCAGUGGUUUUGGAGGGUAUUUUCCAGGAAAUUUCAAUAAAAACUUUUUUUUUUUCUUGGAAAGUAUCCUAAGCAGGAGUGGUGUGCUUCAAACCAUGAGAUCCAUUGUGACUUCUGCAGUGGCAGUGAUUUGUGAAUGCAACAGUUAUGCCUAGAGUCAGCCUUUCUCCCUGCUCAAGACUUAGACUUGUUUAUUUGGUUUGUGGUUUCUCACAGACUUCAUUUUAAUUGGAAAAUAGCUAGGAUGAAUGUGUACAGUUGGGCUUGAAAGGCAAUCUCAUAGCCACCCACCUAAUACUUAACUCAAAAGAUCCCAUCAGAAAAGUAUUAUUACACUUACGCAGCUUGUGGGCUCAGUGUUGUGGCUUAAUGGCUUGAGUCAGCUGGUAACAAACACAGCCAAGACCAGAAUGUAAACCGUGAGCAGCUGACAUAAACAGAACUGAAAGCCUUGCUUAGCCACAUGCCACCUCUAGGCACCUUCGAAUACAAAACUGAGCCCUCAGUAGAAGGGACCGAUGUUUCUGUUAACGAUGCUUUUCAUUUCUGUGUCUGGCUGAUCUCUGAUCCCUGGCUUUGGAGCUGGGCUGUGUGUCCAUUAAAAGCUUUUGCUGAUGGAGGUUUUAAAAAGUGGUUACACGUUCUCCUUAGCUGUUGAAGGUAGCAGCAGGGAGACUGUCAACCGUUGCUUCAGUAUGAGCCUUUUUUGCCAAAGGAGAGAUGACAUCUCAGUGGAGUAAGCUUUUCUGAUUCUGGUCGUUGGUUUUGUCAGCUUGUCACCUGUUCGUAGGUUCUGAAAAAUGCCUAUCUGGAGUUAUGCUGUUGAAUUCCUCCUAUCUGUUGCGCUCACGUGUAAUUUCAAGAAAAAGCAGUGUAUUUGGAAAAAUGGUAUACGUGAUUUCCUUCGUUCUGCUUGUUUUUGAUCAUGCUAAAUGGGAAUUUAUGUACUGUUGAAACAAAAUAAAGUGGCCUUGUGUUUACACCA
Molecule: messenger RNA, 8558 nt
Organism: Gallus gallus (chicken)
Lineage: Eukaryota; Metazoa; Chordata; Aves; Galliformes; Phasianidae
Gene: GDA
Product: guanine deaminase
Exons: 14
Coding region: 61-1413 (450 amino acids)
Biological process (GO): guanine catabolic process
Cellular component (GO): cytosol
Molecular function (GO): zinc ion binding; guanine deaminase activity
Source: RefSeq, a predicted model, not a curated record